AUGUCCAAUUACUGCGAGCCCCUACUUUACGCGCUCAAGGAAUGUCUGAUGCGCUCAGACUGUGUGGCUAAAGAUGGGAACCUACCCUCUGAUUGCCUCAAGAACCACUUCGACGACCUACCGUUGGAAUGCCGGAAUCUGCGUCAAGCAACCUUCGAGUGCAAGCGAGGGAUGCUUGACAUGCGCAAGAGAUUCAGAGGGAAUAAUGCGGCGACUUACGGCCUUGCCCAACCGCCACAACCCCCAGCUCCUUCCCCCGCAUCAUCGCUAUCACCACAAUCGUAG
Messenger RNA from Peniophora sp. CBMAI 1063, 285 nucleotides. The record is from the annotation of a GenBank genome assembly. NCBI's taxonomy places the organism in Eukaryota, Fungi, Basidiomycota, Agaricomycetes, Russulales, Peniophoraceae.